Messenger RNA from Nannospalax galili (Upper Galilee mountains blind mole rat), 4846 nucleotides. It is a transcript of the gene Cnot4, whose product is annotated as CCR4-NOT transcription complex subunit 4. The record is from RefSeq and is a predicted model, not a curated record. Bases 333 to 2060 code for a protein of 575 amino acids. The transcript is spliced from 11 exons. Gene Ontology annotation, biological process: protein ubiquitination. Lineage: Eukaryota; Metazoa; Chordata; Mammalia; Rodentia; Spalacidae. Gene Ontology annotation, molecular function: ubiquitin-protein transferase activity; metal ion binding; RNA binding. Gene Ontology annotation, cellular component: CCR4-NOT complex.
GCGUGCGCCUGCGUACCGGAGGCCGGAGGAGUCUUACCCUAAUGUAAGAUGGUGGCCCGUCUGGCUGUGGAACCCACCGAAAGCUGAGAGUCUCUCUCUCUCACCCGUAAAGGUCGGACUCGCUGAAGCAGUCAGGCCCGGUUCUCAAGAGUUUUGUCGCUGACGCUCGUUCUUUGGUCUCCGGUGAGGACGCGGCAGCGCGUGGAGUCAGCUACGGGAAAAGCAAGGCAAGGCAGGCGGGUCUUCAAAGUUCUACAUUUUAGCUCUCAGUGCUGAAUUUCCUUCUCCCUUAAAUUAUUAUAAACAUUUGCUGCUGUUCAAUAAACGUGAAGAUGUCUCGCAGUCCUGAUGCAAAGGAAGACCCUGUGGAAUGCCCUCUUUGCAUGGAGCCCUUGGAGAUAGACGAUAUCAACUUUUUCCCUUGCACCUGUGGCUACCAGAUUUGCCGAUUUUGUUGGCAUAGAAUUCGCACUGAUGAGAACGGGCUUUGUCCUGCGUGUAGAAAGCCAUAUCCAGAAGACCCUGCAGUUUAUAAACCACUCUCCCAGGAAGAAUUGCAAAGGAUAAAAAAUGAGAAAAAACAGAAACAAAAUGAGAGAAAACAGAAAAUCUCAGAAAAUCGCAAACAUUUGGCUAGUGUACGUGUGGUACAAAAAAACCUCGUCUUUGUAGUAGGUCUGUCACAGCGCCUAGCAGACCCAGAAGUUUUAAAACGACCAGAGUAUUUUGGGAAGUUUGGUAAAAUACAUAAAGUUGUCAUCAAUAAUAGCACAUCAUAUGCAGGCUCACAGGGUCCGAGUGCCAGUGCUUAUGUAACCUAUAUCCGGUCAGAAGAUGCUCUCAGAGCCAUACAGUGUGUCAACAAUGUGGUGGUAGAUGGCAGAACACUUAAGGCAUCUUUAGGCACAACAAAAUAUUGCAGUUACUUCUUAAAGAAUAUGCAGUGUCCAAAGCCUGACUGCAUGUAUCUACAUGAAUUGGGGGAUGAGGCAGCCAGCUUCACAAAAGAGGAAAUGCAGGCGGGUAAACACCAAGAAUAUGAACAGAAGCUACUCCAAGAAUUAUAUAAAUUAAAUCCCAAUUUUCUUCAGCUAUCUACGGGUUCAGUUGAUAAGAAUAAGAACAAAGUGACACCACUGCAGAGGUAUGAUACCCCCAUUGACAAACCUUCCGAUUCUCUCAGUAUAGGGAAUGGUGAUAAUUCCCAGCAGAUAUCUAACAGUGAUACGCCUUCACCACCACCUGGUUUAUCAAAAUCCAAUCCUGUCAUCCCCAUCAGUUCAUCCAAUCACAGUGCAAGGUCCCCUUUUGAAGGGGCAGGAACAGAGUCACAGUCAUUAUUCUCAGACAAUUUUCGUCAUCCCAACCCUAUACCAAGUGGGCUUCCUCCUUUUCCCAGCUCUCCACAGACAUCCAGUGAUUGGCCUACAGCUCCAGAACCACAGAGCCUCUUCACAUCAGAAACAAUCCCAGUAUCAUCGUCUACAGACUGGCAAGCAGCAUUUGGCUUUGGUUCUUCUAAACAACCAGAGGAUGACUUGGGUUUUGAUCCCUUUGAUGUCACUCGCAAAGCCUUAGCAGACCUGAUUGAGAAGGAACUGUCCGUCCAAGACCAACCUUCCCUGUCUCCCACAUCUCUUCAGAACUCCUCUUCACACACUACAACCGCCAAAGGUCCAGGCUCUGGAUUCCUGCACCCUGCUGCAUCUACAAAUGCCAACUCUCUCAAUAGCACCUUUUCAGUCGUGCCACAGAGGUUCCCUCAAUUUCAGCAGCACCGAGCAGUUUAUAAUUCGUUCAGUUUUCCAGGCCAGGCAGCCCGAUAUCCUUGGAUGGCCUUUCCACGCAAUAGCAUCAUGCACUUGAACCACACAGCAAAUCCCACCUCAAAUAGUAAUUUCUUGGACUUGAAUCUCCCGCCACAGCACAACACAGGUCUGGGAGGGAUCCCCAUAGCAGGGGAAGAAGAGGUGAAGGUUUCGACCAUGCCACUGUCAACCUCUUCCCAUUCAUUACAACAAGGACAGCAGCCUACAAGUCUCCACACUACUGUGGCCUGACAGCAGACUGAGAGGAGAGGAUUAGACUCUGGGGUGCUUGCAUGGGCAACUGGAUUUUUUGCAUGAUUCCUUUCUGAUUUUGCAUUUAAUGUAUACACCCAAAAAGAGCCAAUAUAAACGUUCCUCAUGCCUACAACUAGUGUGUACCUCAUAGUUGCUAAAGUAUUUCUUCAUUAGGCCUUUAACAUAAUUUAUUAGCAUAAUAAUUUUGGCAUUGUUUCUCAUGAGUGAUACUAUUUUAACUCACACAAAUAAACUUAUAGUAUUAAUUAUGAUCCCAGAUGAGAUUAGGUAAAAAUGUUCUUACUUGGACUCUAUUAUUGGAAAUAUACAAAAGUAAUGAUAGUUUCUUUUUGAUCUGUGAAAACAAUGGUAAUAAUCCUAAUCUGAAAUUUUUGAAAAUUUAAGAUGUCUAUUGCAUUCUUUGGAUCUUUGAGAAUACAUAUAAAACAAAAUUGGUGGUGUCAUUUAAUGCUCAGAAAGAUGUUGUCAGCAGUUGUUUUCAGUUGCCUAGAUUUAUAUCAUAUAUUAUGAAUGACAUGUAUAGAAACUGUUUUGUUCUCUCUCAUUUGCACAUUUGCACUUUCUUUUUGAAUGGUUGUUAAUUAUGCAUAGAUGGAUAAAAGAUAAUUAUUAUGCCCUAAAUGCAAUAUAAUCUCUUUUCUAAUGCACUGCCUAGUAUACCAGGAAAUGCCUCAAAAACGGAAUUUCAACUUGUAGUUGACUUAUUAGAAACCUGAAUAUGGGGUAAACAUUGUAUGUAAGUAGUAGCCAUAGUAGUGUAACGUUUUUAUUGAGCAAAUAGUAGUUCAGUGAGAUAACCUGUUUGGAAAUUUCAUUGUUAAAUAAUUGACAUGUGAUGAAAACUGGCCAGAAUAAUACUUACAGUAGAAGAGAUUUGGUGUCCUGUAAAAUUAGAGUAUAUAAGUUGUAAUAGAUAACUUUAGUUAAUCAGAGAAUAGUGGAGUACUUUAUAAGGACCUAAUGUAAAGUGAUGCUUUUGAUAAUGCAAAAUUACUUGAAAUAGUUUUAAAACCGAUAAUAAAAGAAACUGAACUUAGUUCUGAGCAGUGGACAAAAGCUGAUUUAGAAAACAUCACCAUAUUUUGCCUAAAUGAAUCAUCUUGGAAGAAAGGGAAAGUCAGACCUCCUCUUGAGAUAAAAAUUAUGUUAAAAAAUAUGCCUUAAUUUGUUAAAAAUAUGAAAAGGAUACUGUGAAUACCAAAAAGAAAUCUGAAGAUUUAACAUAAUAUUAUUAAUAAAACAUUAGGAGAUGAUGCUAAUGUUCCGUAGAGUUGGUGUUUUCAAGGUUGCUUUUCUAUCUAAAACAUAGUAACUUUCUGUUACAUAUAACAAAAUAAAUGGCUUUAUCCUGAAGUAUAGUGGAGUAAAGCGAAAAUUUAUUCUUAGAUAUUUUUUGUUUGGUUAAGGCCACAAAAGUAACAUUCUCUAGCCACCUAAGCCAGUUUAGUAGAAGUAUCAAUCUUGAGUUGGCAUUUAGACAUUAAUUUAGGGCAACAGUAUAAGAAAGUCACCAUCUUAGAGAAUACCAGUCAACUAGCGCAGACUUACUAAGCAUCAGCCUUUUAAUCAUUCAGUUUUGGUUUUCAUUUGACUGUGAAAGACCAAAACUUUGCCAUGUCUUCUGUGGGGGAAGGUCCUGGGCUCUAGCUCUUUGUAAUGAUGCCUGCUGGAUGUAGCUUACUCCAACUUUCAGUGUAAGUCUUAUUUUUAUAUGCCUGGAUCUUCUUGCAAGGCCACAGCUGGUGAUUGGCACUUACCUUUCUCACUUUGUAUUGUGAGGUAUGCUGUCAAACAAGGCUUCUUUCCUUAUCCAUCUCUGUUCUUUGUCAUUCGUAAUUAGCGCAGAAAAACUAUUGAAAAGUUUUCCCAGACUUGCCCAUAGUCCUCUGUAGACUCCCAAGGCAGUCUCCUCCCUGCUUGCUCUCCUCUCCCUCUACCCUGAGCCAUACCAUGACUCUGAGAAAUGCUUCUUGGGCAAUUAGAUCUCAACUUUACAGUUUUUACAUAGAGUGGGUAAAAAUUUAUCUUUUAAGUUAUUUUAUAAUUUCUAGACCUUACAAGGCCUCACUUUCUUGCUUAAUAUUUAAUAUGGCUUUUUAGAGGUCUUCAGAGUCAGUCAUAAUUUUACAAUAAAGCACAGAAAAAAUGAUAAAACACAUAAAAGUACCAUUUGAUAUAGUAGGCAAAUUGUAACCAAAAUGGCGGUAAAGAAUAAGAAAUUCGCAGAAGCUUCAGGAUUGUUGAUAAAUCCCUGUAUGAUGUCUCUUAUACCAGGAAACUUUUUAUGUCGAUUUUACUUCCUUGUCCCUUUUAAAGUAACUAGUCUUUUCCUUAACACAGGACUUUUUAACCUGGAGUCCAGAGCUCUUUGAAGGUAUAUAUGAAAUGGUGGGUUUGUGUGCAUGUGUAUAUGUUCAUUGCCUCUCUAGGGAAGAAGAUCCAUAGUUCCUAGGUUUAUAAAGGGUUUGAUGACACCCUCUGCCAUCCAAAGGUAGUCAAAAAGCUAAGAAAUGACUACUUUGAAAUGCUUUAAGUACCACUGUGGGCAGUAGAGUCCUGCCCUGAUUAAUUUUUAGUUCUGUGAUGUAAAGUGCCUCUUUAUUUUCUUAAAUAUUCCAUUAGAAAUGUUUUGAUUAAUAAUGAUUUCAUUCUGCAUUUCUUUUCAGGUGGUACUUUGGUAUGCUCCCCCCUUAUUUCAGCAAAACAUUAACUGUUUGAGCAUCUGUUCUGUAUAGUGUUGAAUAAAAUAUAAGGACACCAAU